Molecule: messenger RNA, 930 nt
Organism: Sarcophilus harrisii (Tasmanian devil)
Lineage: Eukaryota; Metazoa; Chordata; Mammalia; Dasyuromorphia; Dasyuridae
Product: olfactory receptor 5W2-like
Exons: 1
Coding region: 1-930 (309 amino acids)
Biological process (GO): G protein-coupled receptor signaling pathway; sensory perception of smell
Cellular component (GO): membrane
Molecular function (GO): G protein-coupled receptor activity; olfactory receptor activity; odorant binding
Source: RefSeq, a predicted model, not a curated record
AUGGAGAACUACUCCAUCCCAACUGAAUUCAUCCUUUUGGGAAUCACCAGUGAUCCAGAACUAAAAGUAAUCAUUUUUGUCCUCUUCCUCAUUAUUUAUUUGGUUAUUCUUAUAGCAAAUCUUGGGAUGAUCAUCUUAAUCAGAAUAGACCCCCAACUUCACCAUCUGCCCAUGUACUUCUUCCUUAGUCACAUGUCCUUCUGUGACCUUUGCUAUUCCACAGCUAUUGGACCCAGAAUGCUGGUGGACAUCUUUGCCAAAAACAAAUCUAUUUCCUUCAUUGGUUGUGUUCUACAAUUCUAUUUUUUCUGUUCCUUUAUAGAUGCUGAAUGUUUAUUAUUAGCAGUUAUGGCUUUUGAUCGCUACAUGGCCAUAAGCAACCCUCUGCUUUAUACAGUAAAUAUGUCUAGCCGAAUUUGCUACUUAUUAAUGUUUGGUGUUUAUGUGGUGGGAGUGGUGGAUGCUCUACUCCAUUCUAUAUUAACCUUCAAACUAAGUUUCUGUGGAUCCAAUGUGAUUAAUCAUUUCUUCUGUGAUGUUCCUCCUCUUUUAUUAAUCUCUUGUUCUGAUACUCAUGUCAAUGAGCUAGUGAUCUUCAUUGAAUUUGGCUUUAUUGAAAUUGUCACUAUUUCAGCAGUCCUCAUUUCUUAUUGUUAUAUAUUUUUUUCUGUUUUGAAGAUUCGCUCAGCUGAAGGCAGAGGCAAAGCCUUUUCUACCUGUAUCUCCCACUUAAUUGUUGUUACUAUAUUUCAGGGUACUAUUCUUUUUAUGUACAUCAGACCAAGUUCUGCCUAUUCACUAGCCCAAGAGAAAAUGACCUCCUUGUUUUAUACCCUUGUCAUUCCCAUGUUAAAUCCCUUGAUAUACAGUUUGAGAAACAAAGAUGUGAAAGGGGCCUUGGGAAAACUGAAAAAUAAAUUAUGUUCUUAA